Folsomia candida is the source of this 617-nucleotide messenger RNA. RefSeq lists its product as uncharacterized. The transcript has 3 exons. NCBI's taxonomy places the organism in Eukaryota, Metazoa, Arthropoda, Collembola, Entomobryomorpha, Isotomidae. Bases 136 to 471 code for a protein of 111 amino acids. The record is from RefSeq and is a predicted model, not a curated record.
UUCAGGUGCAUGUACAAAACCUCAAGUUUCAGAUCCUCAGUCGGUGUCAUUCCAGCAGUAUUUAAAAACAGUCUUCUCUAUUUGAAACUUUAUUUUUCGAUCUGUGAAUACAUUUAAAUAAGAAUUAUAGGAAGGAUGAGCUCUUUUGCUUUCGGAUUUUUGGUGGUUCUUGCUGUGUCGACAUUAGCAUCAACCAUAACCAACAAUAACAACAACGGAUAUCCAGGACAUGGUUCCAUCACAAACAAUAAUAACGGUUAUCCUGGGUCAGGAUCAGUUAAUAACAACAAUAAUAAUAAUUACUACCCUGACCAUGCUGACUCUAACUUCACAACGGCUCGACCAUCGUCAUUUCCAAAUAACAAAUGUCCCUAUGGCCAAAUUACUAACAAGGAGAAUGGCGUCGUCGUGGAAAUCAUUUGCCUUCCCGAAGGUUACCCAUCUGUGACAAACAACAAUAACAACAACUAAUGUAAGAUGAGACAUAUAACCAACCAUGGGUCGUAUGGUAAUUAAGACAACACAAUUCAGUCACAUUAUUUAUAACGAAUAAUUCAAUUUAAAUCUCUGAAAUAAAAUUAAAUAAAGGCUUUAAAUUUAAAUAAAAACUUACUUUC